GCCCUCCCCCAGCCCUGCAGCCCCUCUCCAGCAGCAAAGAGAACCAAAGCCUUGCACUGGGAUGUCGUUCCUUGUGACAAGAUUCAGAAAUCUGUCUGGGGGUCGUGUGACCCAUGCAAGAGAAAAAUAGACGUCUGCAGGCUGUGUGAGCAGUUCCAGAUCCAGGACACAGCAGUGCUUUUGGGCAGCGAGCCUUCAGUGAAUCAGCACAUCCUGCUGGACAGAAAAGUUGCACAUAACUUCAGCAUUUUUCUUAAAAGUUUCCGUAUAAAACCGAGUGAGCUGAAGGACAAACUCUUCAUCAUCCACGAGGAGAAUGGUGGGCUCACAGAUGAGCAGAUUACAGCACUGAGAAGAUAUUUGCCCACACCCAAAGAUGCAGGAAGGUACCUGUCCUUCAAGGGCUCUUGCUCAGAGCUGCACGUGGUUGACCAGUUUAUGUUCGAGAUGUGUAAAAUCCCUCAGCUGGGCCAGAGGUUGGAUCUCCUGCUCCGUGUCCGUGAGCUCCCCGAGAGCAUCAGAGAUCUGGAGCCUCUGAUAAUCCAGAAUAUCCAAGCGAGCAAGCAGCUGCAGUCCAGCCCAAAGUUUGUUGCUGUUUUGGAGUACAUUUUAGCCAUGGGGAACCAUCUGAAUGAGAAAGCUGGUAAAGAGGUGGCUAAAGGAUUCCGACUGUCAUCUCUGGCCAAACUGCCUCUGCUGAGGGGCAAGGAGAGGACGUUCACCCUUCUCCACGCCCUGGUGGAGCAGAUCCUCCUACACCAGCCCGAGCUGGCCACGUUUCCUCAGGAGCUGACAGAAUUUGAAGCUGUUCCUGAUGCGUCCAUGAAGGGCCUCAGUGCUGAAGUUGAUGUUUUAAAAAAGGAACUGGAGAACCUUAUCCAGUGCAGGAGGCUCAUUAAACCCAAAGCAAGCAAGGCAACACCUCAGGAGUCCCAGUUCUGCAAGGAGCUAAAGGAUUUAAUUCAGAAAUAUGAAGGGGAUCUCUCCCAGCUGUCAAAAAGAUGUGAGGAAAUGAAGAAGCUUUAUAGCAACGUACUGGUGAAGUUUGGGGAGCCUCCAGACCUGGACUCCCAGGAACUCUUUGGGUGGAUAUCGUCGUUCAUCACUGGGUUUAGGAAGGCGUGUGCUGAAGUCACACCAUAAAAAACCAAAUUUUAUGGAGAGCUGAGGGAAGGAGGAGCCCAGAAAACAGUUUUUAAUUGUUUUUUAUUUUAUAAUGAUCAGCAGCACAUUGCCAGUCUCACCUGUGCAACAGAACACCUUGAUUUGGAGAGAAAUUCAAUUUAUAAUGUGUAACUUUCAGUGGUAUUUAACCUGUAAUAUCCCAGAUCACUUAUGAACCUCUCAAUUUUGUGCUUUUGUACCUUCAGAUUCCCAUAUAUUGAGAAAAGAAACACUUUCAACCUUUCAUAAUUCCUCUUUUCCAUUUUUCCCUUUGAAUGCCCCAGCUUCUGACCCAGUUUUAAUUAUUAUUUUCAAUGAGUAACUUUCUGUGUGCUGAUGGAAUUUCUAAAGAAUACUUCACACGUUUUAUAAUGAAAUGGGGAGCUGAUGCCCACAGAGGAGAAUAUUUUAACAAAUUCUUGUUUAUUUUGCUAUUAAAACAUUGCAAAUGUGGUAUGUAAUGAAGAAAGUCUGAGUGUUUUAUUUUGCUCUGUCCCCCCUAAGCAGGACAAAAAAAAAAUAGCAUUUUUUUAUGGCUAAUUUCAUGUAUUUGCCAUAAAUGCUAUAGAAAUUGAUCAAUAUUUAAGAUUUGCAUUGGCAGGAAGAGAAAAAUGUCAGAGCAACAAGACAAAAAAGUACAUCUAAGGAAUGGA
This is a messenger RNA of Pseudopodoces humilis (Tibetan ground-tit), 1817 nucleotides long. RefSeq lists its product as uncharacterized. The record is from RefSeq and is a predicted model, not a curated record. Lineage: Eukaryota; Metazoa; Chordata; Aves; Passeriformes; Paridae.